Mycetomoellerius zeteki is the source of this 2357-nucleotide messenger RNA. RefSeq names its product Protein kinase, cAMP-dependent, catalytic subunit 3 (gene Pka-C3). NCBI's taxonomy places the organism in Eukaryota, Metazoa, Arthropoda, Insecta, Hymenoptera, Formicidae. Gene Ontology annotation, biological process: protein phosphorylation. The record is from RefSeq and is a predicted model, not a curated record. Gene Ontology annotation, molecular function: cAMP-dependent protein kinase activity; ATP binding. The transcript has 5 exons. The coding region runs from base 1109 to 2104 and encodes 331 amino acids. Gene Ontology annotation, cellular component: cAMP-dependent protein kinase complex; cytosol.
ACUGCGUGCUGCACAGGAUCCAGAGAUGACACGGUAAUCAUCCUUCAGCCAGCGUUUGAAGACCUGACGUUUCGAUAAAUACGAUGGGAAAAUGACACGAAAUAACUCCGCUGCGAUGUGCUUCGCUGAUCAAAGCGCUUGUCAGAAAUCGCAUUGGUGUUAGUGUAGUCUGACGUUUCUGGGAAGUUAAGUUUAAUAACUGCAGCAAUCACUCACGUGCGCUGUUCAGCUGUUGCAUGUCAGAGUUAAAUAAUGUGCUACUCUUGAAUCAUAGAAUUGAAAAAAAUUAGAAUUGUACCGUGAGAGACGCGUUUGAACUUAGAACCAACGAUGACAGCUUAGUUAACGAAGUUGCAAAACAAGUAUCUAGGAAUACGAAGUGAACGGGUGAACGCUACCGUUCCGAUUGCAAAUACCAUUCGCACGGUAUACCUCCAAGAAAGAAUCGCGGCAGCACGCUCGCAUGGCGAGUUCGCCAUCGCACUUUUUUUUCUAAAAUGAUAUUUAAUCGGAGCAUGGGAGAGUCGAAUAAAAUUCGACGAUAAAACCAUUCAACGCCAUAUGUGGAAACGUGAAAAGCAAACUCGUUUUGCACGUUCGAAAACGCGUUUUACCGCGGCACACACUUUUGCCGUUGGUUAAAUGACACUUGAGAAAUUGACACACACAUUUUCACUAUUCCGAACGUGAGCCAUAGGGAAGGAGAGUCGUUGAUGGAGACACGCAUACUCGCUUUCGAACAGUAUGUUAUGAGAACACUUCCUUAAAGCAAUAUCGAUCGUGAGGUGUUUUCCAACCCGAGAAAAAUUCGAGAAACGCGUGCUGUCGUCUUCGAAGACGAUCAAAGUGCCGGGUGAUUCUUAUAUAUUUAAACUCACAAUCAUUACAUCGAAGACUAACAAAGUCGUUUCUCGGAAACCACGUUACAAAUUGAAGUCACGAAGAGCAGAUAUGGGAGCGAGUCCUCGUCGGUACGUGGUCUAAGAAUAUCGUGGAGUGGAUCGUUGAACCAGAGCUUCCUUUCUUCUUUCCACGUGUCGAAGUGCCCGGGAGAAAUAAAUCAGAAACUUUCUCUGACGACGUUCGGCUUGACAGUAUUCCGUAAACGAUGUCAGGGGACACCACGUCCGAUGAUGAGGGAUCGCAGGAGGAUCCGCCACGUUACGACAUCGACGAUUUAGAAAUCAUCAAGACUAUUGGCACAGGCACCUUCGGCAGGGUAGUUCUCUGCAGGCACCAUGGAACGCCUCUCGCAUUAAAAAUCCUCUCCAUGGUCGACGUAAUCAGAUUAAAGCAAGUCGAGCACUUGCGCAAUGAAAUUACAAUUCUGAAGGAAGUUAAGCACCCUUUCAUCGUCAAUAUGUUAUGGAACGGCAGGGACGAAGCCAGAGUGUACAUGUUACUGGAAUUCGUCGCCGGUGGAGAGCUUUUCUCUUAUUUAAGAGCGGCCGGAAGAUUCGCAGGACCCACGAGUUGUUUCUACGCAGCCGAAAUAGUUUGCGCUCUAGAUUAUCUGCACAUCAAGCAUAUAGUUUACAGAGACCUCAAGCCAGAAAAUCUUCUCCUUGACAGUCAAGGCCAUCUCAAAAUCACCGAUUUCGGCUUCUCCAAGAAACUUACGGACAGAACAUGGACCUUGUGUGGAACGCCAGAAUAUUUGGCGCCGGAAAUAAUUCAAAGCAAAGGACACAAUAAAGCCGUAGACUGGUGGGCGUUAGGCGUUUUAAUUUACGAAAUGCUGGCGGGAUAUCCACCAUUCUUUGAUGACAACCCUUUCGGGAUCUACGAGAAGAUCCUGAGCGGUAGGAUAGAAUGGCCAAAGCACAUGGAUCCCAUAGCGAAAGAUCUGAUCAAGAAAUUAUUGAUCGCUGACAGAACGAAGAGAUUAGGAAAUAUGAGGCAGGGUGCUGAGGACGUGAAGAGGCAUCGAUGGUUUAAGCUAGUCGAAUGGCCCUUGGUGCCGCAAAGAGCCUUGACACCCCCGAUAAGGCCACGUGUAAAAACACCGGGUGAUGCGAGCUGCUUCGAUGAUUAUCCUGAAACUGACUGGCGUUCCCAACCGCCUUUACCACCAGACCAACUAGCUCUAUUCCAAGAUUUUUGACAGCUAAUGUGACGAUACCGUUGAAUAGUCACAAAUAUUUUCACUCGUAAAGGCACUGGUUAAAUUGAAACUCACUUUGUGGUAUAAAACAAUUGCGAUAACGUUUUGGCGAGAUAUGUUGAUAAUUAAUUUUCCAUUUUGUACAUACGUAACUUUUUAUAUUUCAUUGUGUAUUACUUAUUUAUUUGUACGUGUUCUAGGCUAGGCAUUCCUUCUCGUUGUUUUCGUGAGAUUCUGUAAAUAAAGGUUGAAC